AUGGAAGGCAAUAACAUCGCUGCGAACGUCGCGGCGGUGGUCGCCGCGUCAGAGCACGCUCUGGCGGCGGCCUCCAAUGCCCCGAUCCCCGCGACCGCUCCUCCAGGGUAUCGCCCACUCACACCGGUCGAACUCUUUGUUGUAAUGAACCGCAUGGCCAAAGCCGCCACCGCCUCAGAACGCGAGGCCGCGGAAAAGGCUUACAUAAGGUUCUUACAGUACGACCUCGCCGCCGCACUGCCAGGCGCAGCCAGUGAAGAGGCCAAGGUACCGCCGGGAGCCCCGCCAGGCGUGUCCACGCAAGAGGACACUGCACUGCCGGAGGCGGCCCCGAAGGGAGCGGAGCCACCAGGCGUGGCGUCUCAUGCACCCACUGCCCUGCUGGCUCCCCCCACGGUACAGGCCAGUCAAGAGGCUGCUGACCUGCCAGCAGCACCUCACGAGGACGUUAUUCCAGAAGCCAACCUGGAAAAAUUAAUCCACGAUGGCGAGGCUAUGGAAGUCUCACUCCCAUCGCGAAAAAGGCCGGCGGACGACGAUGAGUCGUCCGAAAACACCCCUUCUUCUGCCCACAGGAUGCCGCAGCAGAAGAAGAAGCAAACCGCGCCUGAAGGCGCCACAGAAGACAUUGAAGCCGCAGAGGAGGAAGAAGAUGAGUUUGUCGUCCCCAAGCGGAAGCACACGGCUAGGGCAAGGAAGCUCGAGCAGGUGCAGCCGCUCCCGACGGCAAACUCGUUCGAGUCCGCCCAAAUCGACACAGAGGCUACGGAGGAAGCGCCAAGGCCGCCCAAAAGGGUGGCCCCACCACCAAUCAAUGUCCUUUGGAAGGACACCUUUCGAGCCUUCCUAGAAAAAUUCUCUGAUGGUGUGUCUGCACCACCCAAAAUAAAGUCCCUUGGGCGCGAGAUGUUGCGCAUCACACCUGCAAACAUGGACGACUACCGCGCAACCAUGAGCGCCGCGGACGCGGACGUGGAACGUCACGCCCAGUCCAGCAAGGCACCAGCUAUGCCACAGCCGCAAAAGGCGCGGCCCCAGCCCACCAGGAGCGACAGCAAGCACCCCCAGACGCCACGAACAAGCCGGCUGCCACAAACCAGUCACCAGCAGCCCAGCCAGGCCCCACACCACCCGCAACAAGCACCAAAGACUGCAGUCAGGGCCCACUGCGUCCCACCCCCAGCUCCCCACACCAAACAUAUUGCUGAGCUGACGCAGGAGCUUCGCUCAGCCAAGGCAGCUUCCGCCACAGCGGUCGACACCGCCAGCCAGACGACUCCUCCUCGAGAGAAGAAGUUUGCGACGGUGGCCACGCAGACCGACGUGCCUGCCGAAGGGGAGGCAACACUGCCCAAGACGGACGCAGAAGCAGAAGCGCAAGAAGAAGGGUGGGAAGAAGUCCCAUUCCUCCCGCUUCCCGACAUGUACAGCGCAAGCGCUGUGACGCGGAAGAUAGCUGCAUCGCUUCGCGAUGGUACAUAUCCCCACCACGACAACCCUUAUCCCUUCGUUCCUCCUAACCUUUCUAAACCUUCACCUCCACACCAACCAAUCGAAUAUCCAGAAGGCCUUGUUGGUCUUUCCAAGGAGGAUUACGAUCUGAUCAAUUCCUUCCCAAUUUUCACAGAGUGGCAAAUGCGCUACGUCAUCUUCGCUCUCGUCCACGGAGAGUAUGAGAAAGCUGGAUACACUGUAUCCACUAUCCCAACCGAGGGAGAGCCCUCAAGUAGGAAGAAGAAGAAGAAAAGUCGUCACACCGACAAAUGCAGAAAAUAG
This is a messenger RNA of Schistocerca americana (American grasshopper), 1776 nucleotides long. RefSeq names its product titin-like. Lineage: Eukaryota; Metazoa; Arthropoda; Insecta; Orthoptera; Acrididae. Bases 1 to 1776 code for a protein of 591 amino acids. The transcript is spliced from 3 exons. The record is from RefSeq and is a predicted model, not a curated record.